Thermochaetoides thermophila DSM 1495 is the source of this 1458-nucleotide messenger RNA. RefSeq lists its product as uncharacterized. Gene Ontology annotation, biological process: attachment of mitotic spindle microtubules to kinetochore; meiotic sister chromatid segregation; homologous chromosome segregation. The record is from RefSeq and is a predicted model, not a curated record. Bases 1 to 1458 code for a protein of 485 amino acids. Gene Ontology annotation, molecular function: microtubule site clamp; DNA binding; protein binding. NCBI's taxonomy places the organism in Eukaryota, Fungi, Ascomycota, Sordariomycetes, Sordariales, Chaetomiaceae. The transcript has 3 exons. Gene Ontology annotation, cellular component: mitotic spindle; chromosome, centromeric core domain; monopolin complex.
AUGCCGCCGGUGAAGAAGGGCAAGGUUGGCCGCCCGCCUGCUAAUCGCGUUACGAAGCCUGUAUCAAAACCGACGACGUCAGGCCAUCGCUCAAGUGACAGGGUUGCUGCGGCGAUUGACGAAAGUACUUUGGACGAGAAGGAAGCCUCGGCCGCUAAGCUAUCCAAUACAUCAUCUGCGCCAGAGAAAAGGGGACCGGGUCGCCCUCCCAAGCAGAAGCGCAUCGUUACUGCUGAGAAGGAGGAGAUCGAGGACUCAGUAAUGAUGGAUGCCCCCGUACCGACCCCUGACGCUGCCCCAAAACGUGGUCGCGGUCGUCCAAAAAAGAACGCUGUCGACCCCCUGGAGCCGGACGCCCCUGGGGCGCGCAGGAAGGGGAAGAUAGCUACAAAGGGCCCUGAAUUGGACAUCACUCAAGCUGCUGAAGUAUCUGAAAUCCCUGAGACACAACUAAAAGAGGAAACGGAUGAUGCCACUGGCGAUCGCGAGGACAAUGAGCAGGGUCUUGAUGAGGAUAGCACGCAAAUAACCCCUAGGCAGGCUCGAGCCUGCCGGCGAAAAGCUGCUGCCCAAGCCAGCGUGUCCAAACAGUCCCCAGCAAAAAGUCCAGAGAAAGGAGACUCAGCCUUGCAUAAAGAGCUUGCUGAAAUGAGACGGAAAUAUGAAGAUAUGAAACGUCAGUAUGAGGACGUGAAAAGUAAAUAUGAUGAUAUUCGCGAAACCGGUGUCGAAGAUGCCAACCACAACUUCAUUAAGUUCAAAAAGCAAGCUGAAGAGAAGUCCAAAGUGGCCCAACAACUUAUAGCAGCACUUCAAGCUCAGCUUGCUGAACAUAAGGAAGCAGCCAAAGAAGCUAUCAGCCUUCGAGCCCAGAUCGAGGAGCAGGAAUCAAUGAUAACUUCUCUUCAAAGCAAGAUCGACAGCCUGACCUCCUCGCUUGCAGAGGCUAGAUCUGAGAUCAAGUCUCUUAAUCUCAAACUUGCUGCGGCACGCAAUGCCGAGGCAGCUGCCAAUGCAGCAGCUGCUGCAGGAAGACAAAUUCCUGGCAGUGCUAUCAAGGGAGCCAACUCUCGUGAGGCGCGCCUGGCAGCAGCUGCAACGUCAGAAGCAAUCCAGCAGGCAACUAUGGCCGCACAAAAGAAGGAGGACUUGUAUGGCGAUUUGACGGGCCUAAUUGUCCGCAGCGUUAAGCGGGAGGACGGCGAGGACAAAUUUGAUUGCAUCCAGACCGGACGCAAUGGCACUUUACAUUUCAAGCUUGCUAUCGAUGCUGAUCAAGAAAGCGGCGCCGAUGCUCAGUGCCACUAUAUGCCGCAGCUCGACCCUAACCGCGAUCGGGCGCUGAUCGCUGUCUUACCCGAGUUUCUCACCGAUGAAAUCUCGUUCCCACAGUCUCAGGCGGGCAAGUUCUACGCUAGGGUGUUGAAAGCUCUGAACGAGACACCAGCGCCGAGUUAA